Aethina tumida (small hive beetle) is the source of this 2066-nucleotide messenger RNA. RefSeq names its product odorant receptor 30a-like. Gene Ontology annotation, cellular component: plasma membrane. Gene Ontology annotation, molecular function: olfactory receptor activity; odorant binding. The transcript is spliced from 5 exons. The record is from RefSeq and is a predicted model, not a curated record. Bases 811 to 1998 code for a protein of 395 amino acids. Lineage: Eukaryota; Metazoa; Arthropoda; Insecta; Coleoptera; Nitidulidae. Gene Ontology annotation, biological process: sensory perception of smell; detection of chemical stimulus involved in sensory perception of smell.
UUUAUUUAUUAUUCAUUAAUUCUACACAAUGUCUAUAUUCCAUUGAAUACAUAUGAUCUUCAAAAUUUAAAUAACCACUCUGAUUAACAUUAAAAACUUCCUCGUUGGCUUCUUCCUUAGCACUCCCUCUGAUUUUAGUCAUCCACUUCUUCAGUCUGCCGAAAGUCUUCUUCCACUUACUUUUCCUUGUUUCCUCAACGAAAGAGUCAUCAGCCAAAAGUCCUUGAUUAAGAGGAUUGUCAUCGACCGAAGGACUUAGUUCAUCAGAUUGUUCCAAGCUUGUGACAAAAUUAAUGUUGCAAAAAGGUUGCUCUUUGGUAUUUAUAUCAUCUUCUAGAUUGUCUUUGAUUAAUUUCGUAUAUUUUGGUUGUUUAGUUUUUUUAUGAGGGUGUUUAUUCUCAUAUUGUUCAACGUUAAUAUUCCAAACGGUGUCCAUGGUUAAAGGUGAAGUGUUGCUACUGUUGUGUAUUGAAAGUAAUUUAAACGAAAAUAAGAAGACCCCACCAUUUAUAGGUGUAACAUUAAAUUUUAUACCUAAACUUCUAUGAAUAUUAAAAUUAAAGAUAAAAUCGCACCUGCAACUUUAAAUCAUGUAUUUCUAAAAAAUUAAUCCCUCAAUUAAUAUCGUGGCAGGUUGUGGGAGUUUUUAUGGCAUAAAAUAUUCAUGGUUGGAACGGAAUUUUUUACCCUUAUAAUUACCGAUGUAAUGAGGGAAGAAUUUUUAAAAAUACCUCGGUAUAUAAUUAAAAACAAUUUUAGAAUGGCAGUUCAUUAGCUUAGAAUUUUUUUUGGUGGACGGAUGCAGUAACCAUGGGCAGAAAAUACCACUUGUCGUUUUUUAACAAGGUAAAAUGUGUAUGUGGAUUGAGCAGGCAGGACGAAUUGCCCUAUAAAAAUCCGAUUUUUGUCAAGUUGUACCCUCUCUGGGGGUACUUUUUCGCCUUCGCCUAUCUCGGUAAUUUUACGUUGUUGCUCAUUCGUUUGUACCUCGAAAUGAACAAUCCCGUGGUCGUGGCGCAAUCGUUGAGCUUCUCCUGCUUGUACGUGGUGACAAUAUUCAGUCUGAGGAAAAUCCUGUCGAAAGAAGUGCAGGAUUUGUUCACGUCGAUUGAGACUAUGGAGCAAGAUUACCUCAAGAACGCCAACUCGAGGGUUAAGAAGGUUUUCGAGAAGUACAUUGUGAUUACUAAUAAAACAGCUGCGGAAAUAUUUUACUUUACGUACGUUUUCUGUAUUUGCCUCAGCUUGGAACAUUCGAAAUUAUUAGAGGGUAGAAAGGAGUACGUCUAUUUUCAAUGGUUCCCUUUCAAUCCUGACGACUAUUAUUGGUUUGUUUUAUUCGAUCAGUGCUUUUACUUAAUGACGUGCUAUUUGUAUAUGAUGUACACCAAGUUUUCAGUCCUACAUAUAUCAACCUACGUUUUGGCCAAUAUAAAAGUACUACAAACAAUCAUCACCGAUUCGGAAUAUUAUUCAAAUUACAUUAAAAAUCUCGAGAACGUUUCUAUAGAUGAGGCAAGAUAUAUUGUAUUUUCCAAAUUCGUUGUCCACCACAAAGAUCUUAUUCAGUACGUAUCAAUGGUUCGAGAAAGGACAAGUACCUUCAUCCUUUUAGAUUUUAUGCUGACUUCUUUCCAACUGGGAACAAUAUUGAUUUCAGUUUUUGGUGGCAUUGACGAUCAGAAUGAUACUAUUUGGAAUAAACUAGUACUGUUCUAUUUUUUUGCCAUAAACAUCCACUGGAUGUGGGCCUCAUACUAUUAUGGAGAUGAAGUUAUUAAUGAGAGCAUAAAUAUUGGUAAACUUAUUUAUACGGAAUUAAACUGGUGGGAAUACGACAUUAAAACUCAAAAAUGUCUAAUGAACAUAAUACAGAAAUCACAGCAUCCACUGUCCUUGACAAUUGGCCCUUUUACUGAUUUAAGUCUGGCAUCAUUUUUAGCUGCACUAAAAGCAACAUUCUCAUAUAUGACUUUCAUGAGCAGUAUUUAUAAGUAAAUAUAAAUCUCACACGUGUAUUAAUUAUUGUUAUGUAGUUGUUAAUUAAUAAAGUUUCAGCAUUCAAA